Messenger RNA from Homalodisca vitripennis (glassy-winged sharpshooter), 453 nucleotides. RefSeq names its product proline-rich protein 2-like. NCBI's taxonomy places the organism in Eukaryota, Metazoa, Arthropoda, Insecta, Hemiptera, Cicadellidae. The transcript has 2 exons. Bases 1 to 453 code for a protein of 150 amino acids. The record is from RefSeq and is a predicted model, not a curated record.
AUGGUACACCACAUAAGAAGGAGACGACGACUACCAAACGACCCAGCUCCCACAUUGCCCCACACCCCUCCCCCUCUAACCCCCCAUCCCCCCUGGGACCCCAAACACCAAGACACCCCCAACCCAAGACCCGACAAAGCCAAAACACACCCCUACCCGAUAACAGGACCAAGCCCACCCCCGAAACCACAGCCGAACCGAGACACUGGACACCACCCUCUGACCGGACAGCGACCACAGCCCUCCACUCCCGGACGACACUACGCACACCAACCACAACCCACUAUACACAAAGCCCAAUCACCACGGACUUCCCCUCCUACCCACCUAAACACGACCCAACAGCCCGAACCCUAUGGACCAACCCAACAUGAUCAGACCCUCCUCAUCUCCCCUCAAACAAAACACCCCCCAACCCUAACUAUAAGCAACCCCUCCGCUCCUCUACAGUGA